AUGGAGGUGUGCAGUGACAAGAAGGACGACGGCGGCGGCGGGGGCAACAGCAGCAGCGGGAUUCCGCAUUCCGUGCAGCGGGAACUGCGUGCGGUGAUUGAGGAGAAGACGACGCUUUCGCUGAGGCUGGGGGAGCUGCAGCGGGAGGUGGAGAGGCUGCGAGCGGAGAAGGGCGGCGGCGGUGCGGUGGGUGAGGCUGGGCUCGCCGUGUGCCAAUGUCGAUCGCUGGAGCGGGAGAACAAAAUGCUUCGCGCGCAGCUGCUCCGCGAGAUUGCCGGCACGCAGCCACUACGGCGGACUGAAGGAAAAGUGACUGCGCCUCCGUCUUCCUCUCCGGAAACGGCGGGCGGCAUUGAUAGCGUGCGACUUCCCUCGGAGGGGCUCCUUCGUACGGUGCGGGCCGCAUUUGAGCCCGGCAGUUUCGCGGUCGACGAAGGCACUGCCGUCACGGUGGAGUACAACCACGACUUCCUCGUCGUGCGUGGCCCACGGGCGAGUCGGGAUGCGUUCAUGGCCCGGCUGCUGCACACCGUGCUGCGCUACAUGGAGGGCGCGCCGCAGCGGGGGUUUGGGGCCUCCGGGGACGCGGCGGCGGCGGCGGCGGCGGCGGACGAGCGGCGGCCCCUCCAUCUGCUGCGCCGGGCGCUGGAGUCGGAGCAGGUGGCGCGGGAGCAGGCGACGGUGGCCCAACGGGGCGCAGAAGAGGCGUGUGCCCUGCAGCAGGCCACGCUGAGCCUCGAACGCGCGCAGCACACGGAGGAGAGGCGGCAGUUAGAGGGGCGCGUACGGCAACUGGAGGCGGCGCUGCGGCGGGAGCGGGACAAACUUCACGUCCCCCUGCGGCGGCUAGAGGCGAACGACCCACAGACGCGGAACGCCGGUGGCGAUCGUCGCGCCGACGCGGUGCCCGCGGCCUCGCCCCAACGCGGCGGGGACCCUCCCGCGAUGGCGCUGCAACCGGAGAGGAAUGCCGCGUCGGCGACGAAAGGUAGCGGCGCUCCUGACCAGAGUCCUGCUGGCGGCAUCCCGCCUAGAGGUCACGCGUGUGGGGCGACGACGCAGCCGCUUCAGCGGGAGGUGGAGCUGCUGCGGGAUGAAAAGUAUCGUUUGUCGCAGCAGCUGCAACACAGAGUGGAAGUCGUGGAGCAGCUGCGCCAUCAACUGCGGGAGGCCGAGGCCGCGACGGCGCAUUUGUGCCGUGGUGUGUUAAGCUCGAGUGAAGUUGCGGCGAUGAUUAUCAGGGGGGCGGCGGCGGCCCCCUAUCUUGUGCUGCACCGGAGCGGCGGCGUUGAUGAGCACCAAGUGCGGGGGCUCGUGCAGGCGCUCUCAGAGGGCAGCGGCGGCGCCCCUCCUGCUGGGGCCGCUCGGCCGGUGGAGCAGCGGCUGGCGGAUGCAGCGGCGCUGCUGGAAAUAGAGCAUCGCGCGUGGAAGGAGGCCCUUGCGUUUGCCAUGGACGAACGCGAUGCCGCCCUGCAGGCACAGCGGGAGGCGGCGCUUCUGGCUCGCCCCGGCGCCGCCGUGGCACCACCGCCGCCGGUUUUGUCAUCGUCUGCAGCGGCAGCGGCGGAGGUCCUCGAGAAGGAAAACGUGGAGCUGCGCAUUGAGCUCCAGCGCUGCUUCGAGGACAUGCGGCGACUGGCGGAUUCCAUCGCGCGGUCCCAGGCGAUGUACCAGGCGGCACAGGAAAAACUCCGGGCGGGUGAACGGCGCAUGCACGAGAAGGAGCAGACAUCACGGUGCCUUAGGCAGCGCCAGGACGCUGCCUUGAUGGCUGCGCUGGAGCGGGAGCGGUCACUGGAGCUUCAGCUGCAGCGUCUACGGCAGAAAAGCAAGUGGGGCGCCACGCAGCCGCCGAGCGCCGCCGCCGCCGUCGUUCACGCCGAACCAAAAGUCGCGGCGCUGGCGCAUCUUGUGUCGACGCCGUCCAAGAAGAGCUGCGCGGCGAGUGGCGUUACACUCAGUGACAGCAGAAACUAUCAGCAGGGGCAGCACCAAAACAACGCCGACACGCAGGAGUGCAGUUUUAUUAGCAGGAGCAACGGCCCGCAGAGUGGACCCAGCACGGCAACAACGCCGCUGCGAGGGACGGGCGCGGCUGGAACGGCUACGCUCUCCUCUCCGUCGGCGCCACUGCGGAAGGAGAACUUCGAGGGGGCGCUUCACGCCAUCCACCCUGCAUGA
Molecule: messenger RNA, 2181 nt
Organism: Trypanosoma conorhini
Lineage: Eukaryota; Euglenozoa; Kinetoplastea; Trypanosomatida; Trypanosomatidae
Exons: 1
Coding region: 1-2181 (726 amino acids)
Source: RefSeq, a predicted model, not a curated record